Molecule: messenger RNA, 442 nt
Organism: Octodon degus (degu)
Lineage: Eukaryota; Metazoa; Chordata; Mammalia; Rodentia; Octodontidae
Product: cytochrome b-c1 complex subunit 9
Exons: 2
Coding region: 50-244 (64 amino acids)
Biological process (GO): mitochondrial electron transport, ubiquinol to cytochrome c
Source: RefSeq, a predicted model, not a curated record
GUCGGCCUCAACGCAGGCGCGGUGGCGGGGAGUUUAGCAGUGAGGUAACAUGGCUGCUCCGACUCUUUCUUCGAGGUUGUACUCCUUGCUGUUUCGCAGGACUUCCACCUUCGCCCUCACCAUUGCUGUGGGCGCCUUGUUCUUCGAGCGCGCUUUCGACCAAGGCGCAGACGCGAUCUACGAGCAUAUCAACGACGGGAAGCUGUGGAAACAUAUCAAGCACAAGUAUGAGACCAGUGAGUAGUUCCUCGGCUCCCAGAGGCCAGAAGGACCAGGCCUACCUACUUGCUGUUUGCGCAGAGCUGGGGUCUCCACUCUUCACAGACCACCAACAGCCGCUGGCAAGGAAUGGCUCCACCUAACAAACAGACUGUUUAACUUCUACUGAGUUUGAAGUCCGUUUAUUAAGAGUUAUCAGCAAAUAAAUGUAAAUUGGCCUUGA